This is a messenger RNA of Rhea pennata, 441 nucleotides long. It is a transcript of the gene RPP14, whose product is annotated as ribonuclease P/MRP subunit p14. The transcript has 5 exons. Gene Ontology annotation, cellular component: multimeric ribonuclease P complex; nucleolus. Gene Ontology annotation, molecular function: ribonuclease P activity; ribonuclease P RNA binding. Gene Ontology annotation, biological process: tRNA 5'-leader removal. The record is from RefSeq and is a predicted model, not a curated record. NCBI's taxonomy places the organism in Eukaryota, Metazoa, Chordata, Aves, Rheiformes, Rheidae. Bases 24 to 410 code for a protein of 128 amino acids.
GGCGAGGCCAGGCCGCCGCCCGCAUGGCCCGAGCGGAGCCGCCGCCGCCGGCCAGCUUCGAGCGGCGGGUGCUGCGGAGCGCCGCCGAGCACCACUACCUGCGCGUCCGCCUGGAGCUGCCCGACGGCGGGGCCCGGCCCAGCGCCGCGCACUUCAAGCAGCUGGUGGUGACGGCGCUGCGGGAGCUGCACGGCGAGGUUGGAGCAGCUUUGCCGGUUGAUGUCUUAACAUACGAGGAAAAGACUCUCUCUGCAAUAUUAAGAGUUACUAGCAGUGGUCUCGUCAAGCUGUGGAGCGCUCUCACGUUGCUGGGCUUCUAUCAGAACAGAAGGUGUGCCUUUCGAGUGCUACAGACAUCUCCAUUUCUUCUUGCGUUAUCUGGGAACAGUAGAGAACUAGUGCUGGACUGAUUAUCCAGUUGCUGGUUUGGUUGUAAGAAGU